This is a messenger RNA of Melanotaenia boesemani (Boeseman's rainbowfish), 1779 nucleotides long. RefSeq names its product syncoilin-like. The transcript is spliced from 6 exons. The coding region runs from base 644 to 1750 and encodes 368 amino acids. Gene Ontology annotation, cellular component: intermediate filament. NCBI's taxonomy places the organism in Eukaryota, Metazoa, Chordata, Actinopteri, Atheriniformes, Melanotaeniidae. The record is from RefSeq and is a predicted model, not a curated record.
GACGGAAUGAAGGGGAAAGUGCCUUGGACCUGUAGCUCCUACCUGGAGGAGGAGGAAGGCAGGGUGCGCGCUCAGGUUCUCCCAUAAAGUUCCUCAUUGUGUGUGGCUGCUUUUAUUUGUCCGGAAGAGGUUUGAUGGACAUCAUGCAAAACUCUCCAAACAAAUGUUGGACUAUAACUCUACACAUAGAUAUGAUCAAAACGGGCGAAUAGACAUGCUAACACUGCAAACCUGAACAGAUGAGAGAGGUGAGAUUUUUUUGCUAGAAAGCAGGGGAAAUGUGUUGGUUUCUACCAUGAUGUCAUUCUCUUCAUAGAUACACAUAAAACCAAGCUAUGAAACCAUAAAUAUAGCCCCUCUUUGGCACCCAAGCUGGUCCAGACAUGUGCCUACCAAUGCAUCCAGAUCAUGUAGGCCAAUCUGCUACCAGCACUGGCACAGUUUGUGAUCCCAUGUGAGGUUGUGAUGGAGUCUUAGAUAGGGUUUCAGUGCCUCCAGUGUUAUUUAUAGACACAAAAUGUGCCUGUUUUCCUGAAGACAGACAUACAGCAGAGGACUAAAAGCUGAAAACAAGCUGUAUUCAUUACUGUCAGAACGUUUGCCGAUCUACCAUCUCCAGAGAACUUGUUUUUUUUAGCUUGUCAUGGAAAAUCAAAAUCAAGUAUCAGCAGAGGAUGGGAAAGAUACAUGUACAGAAGACUUACACAUGGGUGAUCAUUUAGAAAACAGCUACUGUGACAGUGAAACAGAGACUGCGUUUCCAAUACAUGAAGACACUCAGCAGUGUAUGCUCCAGGUGGAUCAGGCAGACAUGGAAACUCUGGGGCAGUUUUUUGAGCACUGCAUCCAACAAGUGUCUCAUCUGGAGAAGCAGCGAGACAAGCUAAUACAAGAGCUCAUUGGCCUGCAGGAACCCAUGCUGCAGGCUGUGGAGCACCUCAGAAGGAAGCUGGAGGAGAUGCAGAGGCUGCUCACUCUGGUUCAUCUGGAUUAUACUGCUGUUAAAGAGGAAGUGCAGCAGGUGAAGAGGAAACUGUUUGUUGCAGCUAGAGAGUGCAUCCAGAGCCAAAUGAAGCUUGCUGCACAGGAGUAUGAGGUGGCUCAGUCUGCUGUUACACAGGAGGAGCUCCAGGCCCACAUCCAAGGUCUGACGCAGGACUUGACCCAGCUGAAGAUUGCCCACCAGAACCAGCUCAACUCCCUCAGGGAUCAGUCCUCUAAGCCAUGCAGGCCCCGGGCUAUGAGCGAUGUCAGUCAAUGCCGGCAGGCUUCCAUCAGGCUGCAGCGGAGGCUUAGUGGUAGUGUGAAGACACUGGAGAGCUGGUAUGAGCCUCGCGUCUUAGCCCUGCUGAAGAGAAGGCAGUUUGGGGAGGAAGCCUUGAGAAACUGCAAGGAGCAAGCAGUGGACCUGAGAGCCAGGCUGGGGCCUCUGAUAGAGGACAUACAGAGACUGGAGCUUCAGAGAUCCUGCCUAGAGAAGAGGAUUAAUCUGAUGAAGACAGAGAGGGAUGAGAGCAUAACACAUUACAAGGAGACAGUGGAAAAACUAAAAGAAACUCUGAGAGAACUACAAAUAGAAUUUGAAGUUCAAACAAAAUCGAAGAUGGAUUUAGAGGAUGUUAACGAUGGUCUUGUAACAGAGCUCACAUUUCUGAGAGAUACGGAUGAAUCCGGUAACACUACUACAGAGGAAGACCAACAACUUUCAGAAGUCAGACCAAACCCCAGCACUUUGAGCAUAUCUAGUUAAAAACUGUCAUUUAUAGCAGGAUGUUUACU